Lactuca sativa (garden lettuce) is the source of this 1331-nucleotide messenger RNA. Lineage: Eukaryota; Viridiplantae; Streptophyta; Magnoliopsida; Asterales; Asteraceae. The record is from RefSeq and is a predicted model, not a curated record.
UUAAACAUAUAUAAAAGACCAAACCAAACAAUAGUUGAAUCCAAAGCAUGAAAAUGAAAAUGGAAGGGACUAAAGAGUUCAAGAAUAUGAAGCGUAAGGGAGUAAAAUGUAAUUUUAUCAUAAAUGAUCCCAUGUUCCAAAAUCCAACUCCCUCUUUAUAAAAGAACAUAGUAGUCGUUUGAAAGCCCAUGCAAAAAGUCACGAAACAUCCCUUUCUCUCUGACUCCCUCGUAACUUAGUCCUAUUCUUCGAUUAUGGACGGCUGUAGUGGUACACAAGAGAUGGUAGCCGGAGGCGGAGUAGCUGGAACGCCGGUUGCCUGCAGGUGGAAUCCGACGAAGGAACAGAUAAGCAUGCUGGAGACUUUAUAUGGACAAGGGCUAAGGACACCGACGGCGGAGCAGAUUCAAGAGAUAACCAGAAGGCUGCAGACGUAUGGACAUAUUGAAGGCAAAAAUGUGUUUUAUUGGUUUCAAAACCACAAAGCUAGGCAAAGGCAAAAGGAAAAGCAAGAUCACCUGUCUUUAUUCCGGCAAUAUAACCACCACCACCACCACCAUCGCCUCUGUCAUCAGCCAUUCCUCCCUCUACCACCGUCGCCAAGCGAAUUCAUUUUAUGGAAAAUAUUUCAAACUCGCAUAAUUAUUUGUCAUUUGUUGUUUUCAGUUCUAUAUGAUACCUGUUACAUGCCACCCAGCAAUUUAGGGUUCUAUACCCAGCACCCACAAGUCGCAUCACCUAGCAUCAGCAAGAGACGACCACCACGAGCCACUAAGUCAAAAUCGCCGGACGACGGCGGAUUCAUGCUGAAGCACCGGCCGGAAAGCUUUGUUUCUGUUUCCGGAGGGAAUAUUAACACGAUGAACAUAGAGCAAAAUGAGAUUGUUCAUCGCAGAAACCACAGUUAUCAAGAAACUUUGGAUCUUUUCCCUCUGCACCCAACUGGGAUUCUGCAAGAACGAAUGGAAACUUCAGGCACUGCUACUUGUCUUGCUUCCACUGCUUGUACAUCGAGCUCUUCUGGAAGUGCGGUUGACCGGCUAUACUUUGACUUUUUUGCUUGAUUUUGACAAGUGUUGAUGAUACAUGGUUCAAAUUCUUCUCUAACAUGCAUGCAAAUUUUGAUCGGUUGCACACAAUUGAACUCAAUGUAACUUUUGUUUUCAUAUAUGUUUGGUCAAUGAGUUUGUGGAUUCUGUACGUAUUCCAUAGCAUUGGAAUAUUGCAGAUUGGAAAAAAAAGAUAAAUCAAUUAUCGUUUAAGACGUUUGUUGUUAAUCAACUGAUCAUUCAUUUAACUAAUCUGAUGGGUUUUAGUACUUUUUAUGACAA